Messenger RNA from Haliotis rufescens (red abalone), 5870 nucleotides. RefSeq names its product ADAMTS-like protein 3. Gene Ontology annotation, cellular component: extracellular matrix. The transcript has 16 exons. Gene Ontology annotation, molecular function: metalloendopeptidase activity. Bases 739 to 3708 code for a protein of 989 amino acids. The record is from RefSeq and is a predicted model, not a curated record. NCBI's taxonomy places the organism in Eukaryota, Metazoa, Mollusca, Gastropoda, Lepetellida, Haliotidae. Gene Ontology annotation, biological process: extracellular matrix organization.
UAUGUCAGUAAGCCUAAUAUAUCUGUUUCACUAACACAAAGGACGUAUGUACGGUUUUCACUGAUGGCCUAAACUUCCCUUGCCGCUGCCUAACACUGUGGGUCACCGCGAGGAGAUGGGCUCGGCAGCCUCAGAAACACUACUUCAUUGACUCUCCCGCUAGUGUAACGUACAACCUAACGGCUUAUCGGCGAGUGACCGCGGAACAACUACUGCAGGAGAGUGCGGGUCGUGCGGUCGGGACACUGAACUGCUGGGACUGCCUACGGAUUGGACAGCCGUUGUUUGUAGGGUGGUCCCUCCGACCAUCUGGGACAGGUAUGGGGGCAGGUAGCCCACGUUGAACCAGCCUGGGAGAGAAGGAGCGAAAGAAAGAGUGGUUGUAGAAGCGACGAGGAAGGCAGGAGGGAGUGGGUGAAACAGUGAAGGUGCCCGUGCGUAGAUACAAAACGGACAACUGGGACAACUCUUCCAACUUUGGCGUCAGUUGCCAGGAAGUGUGACUUGAAUGAGUCAAUCUCCCGCUGCUGUGUGGUACGGAUAGGUAGAUGCACUUGCUUCGGAUUUGGAUCCCUAAAUAGAAGUCAGUGAUAGUGCGUGCCGUUUGAUACUUGUAGUAAAUUUGAUUGGACUUGAAGUGUAGGAGUACCGUUUGGGGCAGGAAUCUGCUGGGAUUUCAGCAAGAACCCUCAUCGCUUCGGAUGUCUGAAGUGACCAGCUGAGACAGCGGACGUCAACAUGAAGAUCCCUGUCGUCUGCUGUUUUCUCCUUCUGUUGCUUGUCCUAUCCAAGGCCAAGGAUGUCUGGAACCCCUGCAGUCGACAGUGUGGAGGCGGACUCAGCAAGAGUGGGUGUGAGGAGGGGGGCGUCUGCAACACGUCCGUUAAAUACAGGGUCUGUAAUCGACAGAAGUGUAUGAAGGACGGGUCAACCCCCAGAGAGGAGCAAUGUGGUCGUUACAACAAUAUUCCAUUUCGCGGCUCUCUGUAUUCAUGGAUUCCGGCUCAUAAACCACGAACACCCUGCGCCCUUAUCUGUAGGAGUGCCGUCACUGAGGACAAGGUCACUGUCAAGUUGAACGAUACCGUUGACGACGGGACGGGCUGCGGCAACAACAGUGUAUGCAUAGCUGGUAAAUGUCUGGACGUUGGCUGUGACGACAUAGCUGGAUCUGGGACGGUGUUGGAUGUCUGCGGUGUGUGUGACGGCGACGGGACCAGCUGCAAGCAGGGUUCGGCCCGAACCAAGGCCCGCUACCAAUGGGAAGUGAACUGGGUGCCCUGCUCCGUGACGUGUGGUACAGGACACCAGAAGAUGAUAUCCAAGUGUAAAAAUACCCAAACUUACGACGUCGUGGCAGACAGUAUGUGUCGGAACUCCAUCCGUCCCAAGGACGUGUCCGUCAAGUGUACCCUGAGGGCGUGUUCGGCCGACAAGAAGCAGAUUCUCUGGCUGACGGGGGUCUGGUCGCCGUGUCCUGUGACGUGUGGGGUCGGGUACAAGUACCGAAACGUCAUCUGUAAGCACCAAGGGAGGGGUAGAUGCUCCACUUGGAACAAGCCCCCCACACGAGUCACGUGUGACACCGGUGUGUCGUGCAGCCAAUACAGAGGCGGCCCAGACAGUUACCAGAGCGACGACUGGAGGCGUGGGGAGGUGGGUCUUCAGUCUCUCAACCCCUUCAAAACAAGAAAAAAUGAGGGGAGACCACUCACACCCAGAUUCCUGGCGGGGGACUGGAGUGUGUGCAGUGUGACGUGUGGGAGAGGGGUGCGGACACGGACGGUCAAGUGUAAGGUCUACUUCGACAUCUCCGGCAAGGUGGAAGCGGUCCCUGACUCGGAGUGCUACAGCAAGAAGCCAUCCGAGAAAGAAGUGUGUGUUCUACAAGCAUGUCGGGAAACGGAGGUCUCUCCAGGGGUCACAGGAUUUAACGAGAUCUUCAGUCCAGACGAAACCUUCCGAUGGGAGCUUGGGAACUACUCCACCUGUACUCAGAGCUGUCUGCGAGGUACCCAGAGAACUAGACUGGAGUGCGUGAGGGAGAAGAACGGCGCCAUCGUGUCCGCGUCUAACUGUCUGCACCUCAUCAAGCCUACCACCAAGGUCAGGAGCUGCAAUGAUGUGCCUUGUCCGCCCAGGUGGUCUACCGGGGAGCAUGGCCCCUGUACUGCUGACUGUGGGGGUGGCGUCCAGCGACGCACUGUCCAGUGUGUCCAGGAUAUCGGAUCCGAGACGACCAAGACUAUUCCCGACUACCGGUGCCCCGACCCUAUUCCUAUCUCAGAGCAGAGCUGUAAUACCCAGUUCUGUCCAGCACAAUGGCAGACAGGGAACUGGACUGAGUGUACAGUGACGUGUGGACCAGGCGUCCAGACCCGACGAGCGUAUUGUACCAAAGCUCCAUUCCGGGGUCACAAGGUCAUGGUUGCCGACACUGAGUGCAUGGGUCCUCGUCCAAUGACAACUCGAGAAUGUCAAAUAAGCGAAUGCUUUCCAGGGGCAUCUACAUCACCUGUCAUCAAGUCUGAGAACUACACCUUUAUACAGUUCAAAAGGUCAAAACGGGUCAAGGUCACAGUUGGAGGUCGAUUGGUUCUCCUUCCUGGCCAGUCUGUGACCGUCAGGUGUCCAGUUAAGAACUAUCAUCGGCGCCUUCUCUUCUGGAGCAAAGGUUUCAAGCUGAUACCUAUGGCUGGACGGGUGAGGACAACCUUUAUGGGAAACCUGAAGAUUAAGAGAGCCAAUCCAAGUACCGAUGCUGGCACCUACACUUGUAUGGCUGGGCUGGAAAGUGCUGACAUCAUUAUAGAGUUCCAGACAAAGUCUGCUGCUCAGAAGAAGGCAAAGGAGAUGAAGAAAUAUUUAGGGGAGAAGGCAAAGUUACAGAAUUUAGUCCUGAAGCCAGAAUCGGACAUUGUAUCCGCAGCUCGUAUUACUGACAAUGGUUUAGUGAGCGAUCCUCAAUUGAAUACAUCCAAAAAGCUGGUGUUCACCACAGGCGAGUGGUCGCCUUGCUCUGUCACGUGCGGUUCUGGAAACCAGCGUCGUGACGUAAUGUGUGCCCGCGUCACAUACAAAUAUGUCAAAAUCCUACCAGACAGAGAGUGUAUAAAAUGGGGAUCAACCAAACCUGAGGCAGUGCGGAAAUGUUCUCUGCAAGCUGAUUGCCCCCUCUGGAAGUCUGCAAAAUGGUCCAAGUGCUCAAUCAACAACUGUAUUCGAGACGGAUUCGCCCAGAGAAAGCGGGCUGUGGACUGUAUGUACAGUAACGGGACUGUAGCUCACCUGGAGGUGUGUCAGGCAGACGACAAGCCCGAUCACAAGCAGGAGUGUGUCAAGCUGGACUGCAUGUCCAUGUGGCAGACGUCAGCAUGGACUGAAUGUCAGCCCUUCUGUGCUAAGGAGGGUUUCAAGACUCGGAUGCUGACCUGUGUGUGGAGGAAGACAAGGGCUCCAGCCUGGUCCACCUGCAAGAGGAAACCCCGACCAUCCGUGAAGAAGCCAUGUGCUCCAAGAAAGUGUCAGAGCAAUUGUCAGGACAUGUCGCGGUACUGCAGCAUUGUCGGCAUGUUGAAGAUGUGUCGUGUGAAAGACUUCCGUGAGAGGUGCUGCCACACGUGUCGCAGAUACAACACAACCAAACCUAAACGGCAUUCAUCAGCAAUUGAAACAUUCUUCAAUCUGGAAAAUCAACAAAUUGUCUAACUGUAGCGGAUUUGAAAAUUGCCACCGUCAAGCAAGUCGGUAAUGAUGGCAGGCAUAUUUUGCUAUGAUGUCACAGAUUGCUUGGUACUGUCUUCAUCUGUUUAUUCCAUGGACUAUGAGGGAUGUGCCAUGUUUUCGUUAAGACAGGUUUGAUGGACGACUUGUUCCAACUACCAGCAGGACAACAUAUGGUUCGUUGCCUGGCCUGUGCCCUCUCAUACAGGAUGACCCAGUGGGUGCAGGGAUGUCAUGACAAUCUCUCCAUCAAGUUCUGGUUCCUGAGGAGGAUGGAACAGUGUAUGUGGCGCUCAAACCAGAGCAGAAUCCUGAAUAACAUAUUCCGAUUGUUUUAAGCAAACUUCUGGUAAUGUUAGUAGAACAUCACUUUGAAACUUAACAGGAUCUUUUUGACACAAUAAGUGGGCAUACUUUAAACAUUGGUAAUGUUUCACCAUUACAACACAGUCCUGGUCAGUACCUAUGGUACCUAUUCCUGGUAAAGCCUUGUAAUGAAGUACAUUCAAACUACCCAUGUCAACACCAUCUUAACACGAAAUGUACAAGUUUUAUUUCAAUCAAUAUGUUACUCACCUUCAUCUGUUGGUGCAGGCAUACUGCCUUUAGCUUUCAAUGAAAACAUUCUGCUCUCUCCACACUGUGUCUGUUAGAAUGUAGAGGUUGCAACCCUGAACAAUUGGGUUUCAGUGGCUGUUAUGGCGAGUUUUCUAUUUAAACAUAUUUUAUUUUGUGAAGGUCGAUUGUUAAAUGUCAACUUAAAAACAUAAUUUCCAAUGUAAAUAACACCUAAAGUAACCUUUUCUCCAUUCCACAGAUCACUUAAAUGCCUACUAUCAAACCGAAGCAAUGUAUUUGUGUCUUUGCAAUCUAGUCCUAUCAUACCAUCAUAUCGGCACAUCUCAACUAUGGCAGCUCCCCGGGACCCAACAGUAUUACAGGAUAAGCCUCCAAACAACACCAUAUUUUACUGACCACUUUUUCAGGUUUUUGAAUGUUACAUGUUUUUUUCUCAAUGCACUGCAAUGCAUUUAAAUGUGUUAUUGUUAUAUGUUGUAUUUCAUUGAAAGUAUUUUGAAAUAAUUCAAGAGCGGCUAUAACUUCCAAGCAAGUUGCAACAGUGGUAAUCAAAUACCGGUACAUUUAUUUUGAAGUGAUAUUUGCUGAUCACCUUUUAGUUGACUCAAGUGGGUGACAGGUCUUGUGCAAGCAACAGGACUAACAUUGUACAACUAGCUCCAUGGACUUACUCCUACAACAGCGCUAUUGGAAGACUUGCUUACGGACUAUCAGGAAUCCAUUUAGAUUGGUUAUUUCAUCAUUUGUGUCUUCAUUUCGUCAUCCAUUUAUGAUUCUCUUCAAAUGUUAUAGACACCUAAAGCAAAAAUAAUUGGAAAUUUGAGUUAUUAUUUUAUUCUUGGUAAUAUUUACCGGCUUCCUUAACAGAGAACAUUCUUUAGAUGAUGAACCUUCUUGCUAUAUAUUUGUCUCUUCACUCGGAAUGCUGCUGGAGGCUAUUUCUUUGUCGAAUCCUCACAAAUGAUAAUAUCUGGAACUGAAAUGUUCACAAAGCUUGUUUAAGAGUAAAACACAGUUGGUGUCAUUUUCAUCCUGCAGUGUCAACGUAUGUCAGUCUGUGUGGACAUGUUACUUCUGUGGUUGUCUGAAUGCUAGCAUUGGAUAGAGGGGUGCUCUUGACAUCAUGAAGUAUCUCCUGAUACGUAAGAUAAAAGUUUAGGAGUCCCCACCAUGCCUGAGUUUAGUUUGGCCAGUUUGUGUUAGGCAGAAGAACAUAUAGGGCCGAGGGCAGUUGGUGGUCAAGAACUAGUGAAUGAUUUCAUUUAGAAGCUCUGACAGAAACAUGAAAUACAUAUGUAGUACAGGUAUAAACACUUACCUAGAACACUGGUGUAUAUAUUUUCUCCCAUGGAGACAAACAAGCAAGUGCCAUGUCGUCAUGACAACCCAAUACAAUGUAGUCCCAAGCUGGAGCUAUGCUCUCUGCUGUAUGUGUGUAGUGAUAAGUCUGGUGUAGUCAAGAGCAGUGUACCUACUAUUUAUUUUUGUAUAUACAUAUUAUAUUCACUUAGGAUUGUGUACAUAAUGUGACCACUUUUGUCGGAAAUUAAAGCCAAAAUAUUUACUUA